Rotaria sp. Silwood1 is the source of this 1794-nucleotide messenger RNA. Lineage: Eukaryota; Metazoa; Rotifera; Eurotatoria; Philodinida; Philodinidae. The record is from the annotation of a GenBank genome assembly.
AUGACUUCUAUCUCAAAUUUUGAAUCAUUACCCGAUGAAAUUUUAUUAGAAAUCUGUAAAUAUCUUUUAUGUGUUGAUGUUUUACUCAGUUUUGAUAAUCUCAAUACACGUAUGACGUGUAUGAUAAGUGAUUAUUAUCAUCAUGUAUCAUUACAUAAAGCAUCAUACACACAAUCAUAUGAGUUAUGUACAAAAAUUCUCCCAAAUAUUGGUGCACAAAUUCAAACUUUAAUUAUUGAUAACUGUUAUUCAGCACUACAAGCAAUAGCAUUUCCAAAAUAUUUUCAAAAUUCUAUGUCAAUAUGUUUUCCUGAAUUACAAAAAAUAAUACUUGUUUCAUUUCGUCCCGAUCCAUUAUUAGUAUUUCUUAAAACUUUAUAUAAUCUUGAAAAAUUAUAUACUAUUGAUAUACGUAGUUUAUUUCGUGUACCAACAAAUCAACAAACAGAAGUUUUAUUAGCAUUAUUACAAGCAAAUAAUAAUCGUUUAACAUCUGUUUAUAUUGAUGAUCAAUCAAGUCAUUUAAAUCCAAUUAAAAAAUAUUUAUCAAAUCAAAUUAAAUGUUCAAAUAUAAUUGAUUUAAAAAUUGAAAUAUCAACUAUAUGUGAUUUAUCAGUUUUAUUUACUAUUAUACCAAAUAUACGUAAUUUAUCUGUAUCAACACAUAAAAAAGAUAAUUUAGAUAAUAUUAAUCGUAUAUUUACAUCUGAUAAAUUAAAUUUUUUAAAUAAAUUUCAAUUAAAAUCUGUUGAACGUUCAUGGUGUUUAAAUGAAUUAGUUAUUUUAUUAGAAAAACUUCCAUCAAUUAAAUAUUUAUCAUUAAAUUUAUGUACAUCAGAUAUAAAUUUAAUAAAUGGUGAAAUUUUAAAACAAAGUUUACCUAAUACAUUUGAACAAUUUCAUUAUGCUGUACAUUAUUUACCUGAACAACCAAUUAAUUAUAUUGAAUUAUUAAAUACAUGGAAAUAUAUAUGUCCAAUAAUAUGUUUGUAUAAUCCUAUGCAAAAUGAUUAUAUGUUUUUACAUACAUUACCAUAUUCAUCAUUUAAUUAUUUAGAAAUUUCAUCAUCAGUUGCUGAUUCAAUAUUAAAAAAUAAAAAUUCAUAUAAAGAUAUAGAACGUAUACAUGUUGAUUGUGAUUUUACAUUAGCUGAAGCAUUUCCAAUAAUUAGUUAUUGUAGAAGAGCUAAACAUAGUAUGAUAUGGUUACAUGGAACAGAUACGAAUAAUCAUAAUAAUUCUAAUUCAGUUCAAACACAAACUCAACAAUAUGAAAAUAACAUAUUACCUAAAAUGCCACGUCUUCGUCGAUUAACUCUUGUUGGUAGUGCACCAAAAGAUCUUCAUCAUAUGUCAACAAUACUUCUUGCUGCUCCAAAUCUUUUUCGUUUGGAUUUGAAUUAUAAUACAUUAAUACUUUUACUUGAUAAUAAAGAUAUUUGUAAACUUCUACAACAACGUAUAACUGCAUUAACAAUUAAUCAUAUGUCAUCAUGUUCAAUAAAUACAAAAAAACAUAUUACACAUAUUGCUUCAAUAUUUUUACAUCUUCGACAUUUAUAUAUUGAUAUGAGAUCUUUAGAUAUAACAAUAGAUUUAAUAGUUUUAUGUUAUUAUGAUGAAUUUUCUAAACAACAAGCACCACUUAUUUCACUUUGUGUUGAUGGAAAACCAUCGAAUGAAAUGAAAAAUGAUGCUCAUAAAUGGUUAAUCAAUCAACGAAAUCAUCUUCAAUAUAAACAAUUUGCAGCUUUUUUUAAUGAAAAAGCAGGUAGAUUACUUAUUUGGAUGUGA